Coffea eugenioides is the source of this 1042-nucleotide messenger RNA. RefSeq names its product elongation factor 1-beta 2. Bases 141 to 818 code for a protein of 225 amino acids. Gene Ontology annotation, molecular function: translation elongation factor activity; guanyl-nucleotide exchange factor activity. The record is from RefSeq and is a predicted model, not a curated record. Gene Ontology annotation, biological process: translational elongation. The transcript has 6 exons. Lineage: Eukaryota; Viridiplantae; Streptophyta; Magnoliopsida; Gentianales; Rubiaceae. Gene Ontology annotation, cellular component: eukaryotic translation elongation factor 1 complex; cytosol.
AAUCUAGGGUUUCUCUAGCAACUCCCAUAUAAAAACGACACCACUUACCUUCGCUUUGGCCGUCUCUCUCCCGAUUCCGCAGGUUUCAGUCUUCCCUUUUUCGAAACCCUUCAAUUUUUCUUCAUUAAUUUGGGGAAUCAAUGGCUGUUACCUUCUCAGAUCUCCACACAGAGGCUGGCCUCAAAGCCCUUGAUGAAUUUCUUGCUGGCAAAACUUAUGUAUCUGGGGAUCAUCUUACAAAGGAUGAUGUGAAGGUAUACGCUGCCGUUUUGAAGCAGCCCAGUGCUGAUUUGUAUCCCAAUGCUAGCCAAUGGUACCAAUCCGUCUCCUCAAAACUUGCCCCAAGCUUUCCUGGAAAAGCUGUUGGAGUGAGAAUUGGCCAAGGUGCUGCUGCAGAAGCUGCUCCAGCUGUGGUGGCCAAGGAAGCACCUGCAGCAGAAGAUGAUGAUGACCUUGAUCUCUUUGGUGAUGAAACAGAGGAAGAAAAGAAGGCAGCAGAACAGAGGGAGGCUGCUAAAGCAUCCACCAAGAAGAAAGAGAGUGGAAAAUCAUCCGUUCUUAUGGAUAUUAAACCUUGGGAUGAUGAGACAGACAUGAAGAAGCUCGAGGAGGAAGUUCGCAAAGUCGAGAAGCCUGGGCUUUUGUGGGGAGCCUCAAAACUGGUCCCUGUCGGUUACGGUAUAAAGAAGUUGCAGAUCAUGCUUACCAUAGUGGAUGACCUUGUCUCAGUUGAUGAUCUCAUUGAGGACCAGCUCACAGUUGAGCCAUGCAGCGAGUAUGUGCAAAGCUGUGACAUUGUUGCCUUCAACAAAAUCUGAGACCAGUGCCAGUGGACAUACCAGCUCUAACGAUUAUGGGCUGUAAUUUUGUUACUUUCUUUAGUUUUAUAUAUAUUUUUUUAAAUCUAUGUUUAUGAUAUAACGUACUUUUCUAUUAGUUGUCGGCUCUUCUGUUUGCAAGAUUGAAAGAUACUUGAGCUAUUUAAACCAUCCCAAGUUUGAGCAUGAUGCGUGUUGAUUUACAUUUGGAUUAGACAAGACUA